CACGUAGUCCGACCGGUUUAACUAACAACGUUUUGUCUAAAUAGAAAACAGCUGAUUUUAGGAAAUGGAAAUGGAACAAGCUUGUGAGACAUUUAAACAGUUAAUGUCAUCUGUCAGCAAAGGAUGUCUUCUUGAAUUCCUGCUCUGGACAAAAGAAAAUGUUAAUGCCUAUUUGGAGGAGCAAGAAAAGGCGGAUAACACUAGCGUGUUGCUUGACGCAAUCAGAGAAGACAUUCGGGAGGCAUUACCAGUUGAGGCCACCACCAGUACUGAAAACAUCCUACAACCUAUAACUGGAGCUAACUCUGACUGUGAGGCUGGUACAACAAUACAUGUGGAUGCCUUUCUAUACAAUGAUGAUGCUGUCGAUGGUUUGGUUGAGCAAGGUCAGAUGUCCCGGAACUACUGCGCUAACUGUCUCUCCCGCAAUGUGAAACCACUCACGUUCAUAACCCACUCUGCCUCAGUGCCCCAGAUCAAGUACAUGUUCCAGUUUCUGUUGUCUGACUUGCGUGGGAAGACUGUCGUAGACGUUGGCUCCAGGACGGGAGCUGUUCUCUAUGGGGUGAUGACAGUUAUAAUAGUUACACACACACUUACACAUGCUUUCCUGUACAGUGAAGCACAGUGCAUUUAUGGCAUAGAAAUAGACACUACGUUUUGUCAGCUGCAACAGGGAAUUGUAGAAAAAUAUAACAUGAUGGAGCGAGUAAAGGUGCUGCACAGCGAUGUACUUAACCAAAGGGACCUUUUACAAACGGCUGAUGUACUGAUCCUCAACAAUGUGUUUGAAUUCUUCAUGCCUGCGGAGCUGCAAAAGAGGAUAUGGCAGUUCCUGUAUGAGACUGUGAGGAAGAAGGGAACCGUGCUCAUAACUGUGCCUAGCAUUGAGGAGACACUUAGUAAUGUUGAUAUUUCACUGGAUCUUCUGUCCUGGCUGUCACCUGUGGAUACAGACACUGCCAGGAAGCAAGCAGUUAUACGAUAUUUCUCAGAUGAGGAGUCAUCAGAUUUAGAUGAGAUUUUUAUGUAUAAAGUGAUAUAACAAUAAAUAUUUUAUU
This is a messenger RNA of Mya arenaria, 1061 nucleotides long. RefSeq lists its product as uncharacterized. The record is from RefSeq and is a predicted model, not a curated record. Bases 65 to 1045 code for a protein of 326 amino acids. The transcript has 10 exons. Gene Ontology annotation, molecular function: methyltransferase activity. NCBI's taxonomy places the organism in Eukaryota, Metazoa, Mollusca, Bivalvia, Myida, Myidae.